Messenger RNA from Hippopotamus amphibius kiboko, 339 nucleotides. RefSeq names its product enhancer of rudimentary homolog. NCBI's taxonomy places the organism in Eukaryota, Metazoa, Chordata, Mammalia, Artiodactyla, Hippopotamidae. Bases 1 to 339 code for a protein of 112 amino acids. The transcript has a single exon. The record is from RefSeq and is a predicted model, not a curated record.
AUGGGGGCGGAGUCGGCAGCGGCGUCUCGCACCAUUUUGCUGGUACAGCCUACCAAGAGGCCAGAAGGCAGAACUUAUGCUGACUGUGAAUCUGUGAAUAAACCCAUGGAAGGUAUUUGUAAAAUGUGUGAAGAACAUCUGAAGAGAAUGGAUCCCGACAGCCCCUCUGUCAUGUAUGAUAUCAGUCAGUUGUUUGAUUUUAGUGAUGACCUGGCAGACCUCAGCUGCCUUGUUCACAGAGCUGAUACCCAGACAUACCAGCCUUAUAACAAAGACUGGAUUAAAGAGAAGACCUUCGUGCCCCCUCGUCACAGGCCCAACAGGCUGGGAAAUAGCUGA